AUGAAACAAACGAUAAUUUCAAUCUUAUUGAUUCUAUUUAUUAAUCAAUGUGUAAGUCAAAAUGGUUUUCCAAAACAAUUUCAAGCCAUAUUAAAUAUAAGUGGACUAGGUUCUUGGGAUUCACCAUUUCCAGGUGUUAAACAAUUAUUGUAUGAUUACGAUAACUUAAGAGUUCGUUUCGAUAUUCAAGGAUCCCGAGAAAAUCAAAGUGAAACGUGGAUGCUUCAAUAUAAACCCAAAGGUGCCGAAGCAGAUUCAUCAGCUUCACAAGGUUAUACAAUGUUUAAUUUCAAUCCUGAUUAUCCAUACUUUACAAAAAACGAUUGUUGGUAUAGAACAAACUCAAUGCUUGAUGUAGGUCCAUUUCCAAUCAGUUGGUUGAAUGGCGUAGAAAAUUAUAUUCAAAUUUAUCCAUGGUAUCCAUUACCACCAAAUCUUAUUAAUAAGGGUGAAGAAUGGAUACCAGAACUUCAAUUAAAUGCAACAAGAUAUGAUACAGUGGAAAUAUGUGAUUUGAUACACUCUCGUAUUGGCAAAGUUCCAUGUUUUAGUUAUUUUGAAACAAAAGAUAGACCAGUUAAAACCAUUCAAGCACUUUACCUAUUGUUCAUCCGUGGUAUUCCAUCAGAAGCGGAACAUUUAUUCAAUCUACCUGCUCAAUGGCCUGGUUAUUGUGGAAAUGCAAAUGCAGGUUAUACUAUCGAACCCCAAAAUAGUUUUGUGGUAACUCCACAUAAUCAAGAUUAUUUUACAAUAAAAUUGCAAACACCACCAGUUCAGUCAUCUGGUGGGCAAGUCAAAGUUGAGUUUAAAGUACGACCAUCAGGGAUUUACAAUGGUACACAAUGUGCUAAGUUCAAUAGAAUUAUUUUCGAAAAAAAUAAUUGGCAAAUUUCACAACAAGUCAAUAUGUCUUUUAUUGAUUAUGGUUGUUGUAUAUAUGAAUUCACUGCAAACGGUGGUGGAUAUGAUUGGCUUUAUACUGACUUUUCAAUUUUUGUUUCGGAUGUAAAGAACGAGCUGGAUAUGACUGCAAAGAAAAGAAAUGUGUGA
Molecule: messenger RNA, 1053 nt
Organism: Adineta steineri
Lineage: Eukaryota; Metazoa; Rotifera; Eurotatoria; Adinetida; Adinetidae
Source: the annotation of a GenBank genome assembly